AUGGGUAAAACUCGAGAAAAAUGGCCUAAAUUAAAGAGUAUUCGUGCUAUGUUCUUCCCUCCAAAUACAGCACCCGAGAAAAUAUUGAAGAAUAUCCAUGCGGCCUAUCCCAGCGAGCCACAGCUGGCCGAGCCUGUUCGAGCUCGAGAUGAAAAGGAAGUAAGGCAGUUGUUGGAAAGUGGAACAGAGAUUGACGUUAUGAAUGAUACUGGGCUCAUGCCGCUGCAAGUAGUAGCCGCUCUGGGGUAUACGGAAAUGGUGCGAUUACUUCUCGAACACAAGGCAGACAUGAAUGUCGAGCUACUUGCUCAGGGAGGUACAGAAUACAUUCCAUGCACAGUUCUGCACAUCGCAGUAGGGAGAGAGGACGCAGAUAUUGUCGAGUUGCUACUACAAGGUAAUUCGAAAGGUCUCGGACGAUUUCGACUAUUCCAGCAAAGGUUUCGUGGUGGAAGGGGGUAG
Molecule: messenger RNA, 462 nt
Organism: Penicillium subrubescens
Lineage: Eukaryota; Fungi; Ascomycota; Eurotiomycetes; Eurotiales; Aspergillaceae
Product: ankyrin repeat domain-containing protein
Exons: 1
Coding region: 1-462 (153 amino acids)
Molecular function (GO): protein binding
Source: RefSeq, a predicted model, not a curated record